AUGGAAGAGGCACAACCUGUGGCGGGCCGGGCUUUCUUGGUCUGUUUUUUUUUCUUGCUGAAUAUCGGCGUCCCCAUCGUGUCCCACUUCGUGUUUUCUUGCUCCGCCUGCGAUCCCGACCACCAGCGGCCGUACGACGCGGUUGUCCAGCAGUUGUUCUCGCUGUUUGCGGCGGUUUCUUUUGCCAGUCUCUCGUCUUUUGCGCGUAAAUAUGGACUCCGCAGGUUUCUGUUUCUCGACAAGCUUUGUGAUGAAAGCGAGAGAGUUCGGCAAGGAUAUACUCACCAGCUUCAUAGAUCGAUGAAGCUCCUAUCGACAUUCGUCCUCCCCUGUUUCUUUAUGAACAGCUUGUACAAGAUAUGGUCGUUCAGUUCGGUUGGAAAUCAAAUCCCGUAUUUAUACAACGUGUAUUUAAGCAAAGUAAUUGUGUGCAUACUACUAAUGUGGUCGUGGCUGUGCCGGAUCUCGAUAUGUUUCCUCGUGUGUGUUCUGUUCCGCCUCUCGUGCUGUCUCCAGAUACUGAGACUUGAGGAGUUUGGUCAGGUCUUUGAGAAGGAAUCUGACGUGGCAUCCAUCCUGAUCGAGCACCUUAGGAUAAGACGGCACCUUAGGGUCAUAAGCCACCGGUUUAGGCUCUUCAUUUUGUUGACUUUGAUUUUGGUGACCAUAAGUCAGUUACUUUCGUUGCUGGUUACUCUCGAGCGCAGCUCGCCAGUAAACCUCUCCACGGCUGGGGAGCUCGCUCUAUAUAUGCUCGAUUACCCUAGUGACGGGUCUCUUUAUAUGCUUGAGGAGUGCAGCCAAGAUAAAGCACAAGGCCCAGGCUGUGACGUUAUAUGCUUGAGGAGUGCAGCCAAGAUAACGCACAAGGCCCAGGCUGUGACGUCCCUUGCUGCCAAGUGGCACGUCUGUGCCACCAUCGACACGUUCGACGAGCUGCCUGAUGACACCUGGACGAUGUACCAGAUCAUGCCAGCUGGGACAGGAUGUGAGAUCGCUGCCGCCAGCUGGGACUCAGAUAGCGAGGCAGACGAUGUGCUCGACAACACCAAACUCGUCCCUAUCUACACAAAUACCAUAUCCUACCAAAAAAGACAAGCCAUAGGCAAGACUUUGCUGCACACGAUAUUCGCUAUUCAGCUCUCUCUGACAUUGCGGAUUUUGAACAAGACGAUCGGCAUUUCGUGA
Messenger RNA from Striga hermonthica, 1188 nucleotides. The record is from the annotation of a GenBank genome assembly. Lineage: Eukaryota; Viridiplantae; Streptophyta; Magnoliopsida; Lamiales; Orobanchaceae.